Sorex fumeus (smoky shrew) is the source of this 923-nucleotide messenger RNA. RefSeq names its product GTP binding protein overexpressed in skeletal muscle (gene GEM). Lineage: Eukaryota; Metazoa; Chordata; Mammalia; Eulipotyphla; Soricidae. Gene Ontology annotation, biological process: negative regulation of high voltage-gated calcium channel activity. The record is from RefSeq and is a predicted model, not a curated record. Gene Ontology annotation, molecular function: GTPase activity; GTP binding; calcium channel regulator activity. Gene Ontology annotation, cellular component: plasma membrane. The coding region runs from base 1 to 891 and encodes 296 amino acids. The transcript is spliced from 4 exons.
AUGACGCUGAACAAUGUCACCCUGCGCCAGGGCUCCGUGGGCCUGCAAUCACAGCAGCAGCGCUGGAGCAUCCCGGCCGACCCCCGGCACCUGAUGGUCCAGCGGGAGCCGCACGCGCCCGGCCAGCGCAGCCGCCCCCCGGCCGCCCCCGACGAGCACUGCCGCCGGAGCUGGUCCUCCGACUCCACCGACUCGGUCAUCUCGUCCGAGUCCGGGAGCGCCUACUACCGGGUGGUGCUCAUAGGGGAGCAGGGCGUGGGCAAGUCCACGCUGGCCAACAUCUUCGCGGGCGGGCACGACAGCAUGGACAGCGACUGCGAGGUGCUGGGAGAAGAUACAUAUGAGCGGACACUGAUUGUUGAUGGCGAAAGUGCAACAAUUAUACUCCUGGACAUGUGGGAGAAUAAGGGGGAGAAUGAGUGGCUCCAGGAGCACUGCAUGCAAGUGGGUGACGCCUACCUGAUCGUCUAUUCCAUCACCGACCGGGCGAGCUUCGAGAAGGCAUCCGAGCUGCGGAUCCAGCUCCGCAGGGCGCGGCAGACGGAGGACAUCCCUAUCAUCCUGGUGGGCAAUAAGAGUGACCUGGUGCGGCGCCGGGAGGUGUCUGUGUCAGAAGGCAGGGCGUGCGCCGUGGUGUUCGACUGCAAGUUCAUCGAGACGUCGGCGGCCGUGCAGCACAACGUGAAGGAGCUUUUUGAUGGUAUCGUCAGGCAGGUGCGGCUGCGGCGGGACAGCAAGGAGAAGAACGAGAGGCGGCUGGCCUACCAGAAGAGGCGGGAGAGCAUCCCCAGGAAGGCCCGGCGCUUCUGGGGCAAGAUCGUGGCCAAGAACAACAAGAACAUGGCCUUCAAGCUCAAGUCCAAGUCCUGCCACGACCUCUCGGUGCUCUAGGCGUGUGGUCACCCUGCGUCCCCGGAGGGACA